Messenger RNA from Limulus polyphemus (Atlantic horseshoe crab), 9797 nucleotides. RefSeq names its product ras-responsive element-binding protein 1-like. Gene Ontology annotation, biological process: regulation of transcription by RNA polymerase II. Gene Ontology annotation, molecular function: DNA-binding transcription activator activity, RNA polymerase II-specific; RNA polymerase II cis-regulatory region sequence-specific DNA binding. The transcript is spliced from 4 exons. The record is from RefSeq and is a predicted model, not a curated record. Gene Ontology annotation, cellular component: nucleus. NCBI's taxonomy places the organism in Eukaryota, Metazoa, Arthropoda, Merostomata, Xiphosura, Limulidae. Bases 165 to 5054 code for a protein of 1629 amino acids.
UAGCGAGCGACACACGGCAAAGACACCCUUUAAAUGUUACAAAUUCAUCACAAGAAAAGUCAUUCCAUGAAUCUAAACAAAUCUGUGAUAUUUCAAAGGACCAUUUGCCUCAAACUUUUCAAAAUACUGAUGAUCUUCAGCAGCAUCCUUAUUAUGGAGAAACAAUGAGCAAUAUGAAACAACCAGAACCACAAAAUCAGGAUGCAUUGUCAGUCAGUCAACAGCUAAAAAAGAAAGGUCCCAAAUUACGAAGCACUGAAAUUGCAGAAGAAAUUGAAAUGGUAGAUCCAGUGUCGACAGAGAAAAUUGAAAUGGAGGAUCCAGAUAAAAAUGGCGAAAAUAAGAUUGAUAAGUUGAAGACAACUACUAAAAAGAAAAACAAGGCUGCUGAGAAUAAAGGCAUUCCAAUGGAAGAAACAAACGAUUCUUCUCAGAUAGUAGAAGAAGACGGAAAGGAAAUGCACUUCACAGAAGAAGAAGAAGAACUGGAAAAUGCUGACGGAAAGGACACACUUGAAGAAUCGCCACAGCAAGAGGGCCCCUACUCAUGCCCACUGUGUGGUGAGAUGUUUAACUCUUCUCCUGCAUUCACAAUACACAUUCGUCAACAUAAUCCUAAUGAUAACAGCAGGACCUGUCGUUUAUGUGGCAAAAUUCUCAGCUCCACUAGUUCUUUAGAUCGACAUAUGCUUGUGCAUUCUGGAGAACGCCCAUUCAAGUGUAAAAUUUGUUAUAUGGGUUUUACCACAAAUGGAAACAUGCAUCGCCACAUGCGAACCCAUGGUACCCCUGAAGACAAUCAGGAAAGCUCAAAAACUCUAAAGGAACCAAAGCCUAAACCCACAUUGAAGCGGAAACUUUCUGGGACUCACUUUUCCUCUGGUCCAAUUUCUCUUGUGAAAAAAUCAGACUUAGGCUUAGAUAAUGAAACUAUAAAUGCACUCAAAAACAAUUCAUAUGAUAGUUCUGACUGUGGAAAACGUUUUAAUGAAAAACAUGAGUUCAAAAGUCACAUGAAAACACAUCAUUAUAAUCCACGUAAAUACGACGAGGGUAACGUUAACAUAAAGAGCCAAGCAACUUACAAACAACCGUGUUUUCUCAAUCAGGAAAAAGUAAAAGAAUGUGAGUUGCAAAAUACUUUAGUUCCAUCUUACAUAGGUUUUCAGGAUUUGACAUUUGUUGAUUUUUCUUUGGAUAAAUUUUCAUUAAUUGCAAAGACUUAUUGUGAACGAAACAAGAGACAUCCGAGUAGUGCCUUUCACAAUUUUGAGUGUUCAGAAUGUAACAAAGGAUUUCCUUGUGGAAGUGCCCUUCGACUCCACAAAAUGAAUCAUAAUGAAAAAAUUACAACCUAUUGCCCAAGCUGUCAAAGUGACUUUCAGUCUCCACUUUCUCUUAAGUUACAUCAAUUAAGACAUAAAGGAGCCGAAAAUUGUUUUGAAGAACAACAUCAAACAAGAAAAGAUAGGGGUUUGUUAAAUCUUGAGUCAAAACAAUUAGAACCUAGAAAACAAGAUUUUCUUGCUUUAUUAGAAUUGCAGACCAUGGGAGAAGAGGUUGCGCUCAAACCAGCACCAAAUCGUGAAACGCGAGAAGGAAACUUUGAGAAUCCUUCAUAUUUCAUUCAUGGAAAACCUAAAGAGGAAGUGAUAAAAGGAACAGCAACUGAAUCUGUGGGAGAUUUUGCUGAUAUCCAAUCAAUUUUGUGUGUGACAUCAAAGGCUCCUUUGGUGUCCAAUGUUCGAUCCUCUCCGGUAGCUGCUUCACCUGGUUCACCACCUCAAGUAGCCACUAGCGUUUCACCUGAACCUCUUCUCUUAUCUGACACAGACACGGUUCUUCCUAUCUUGUCACCAAAAACUGACCAUGCUGAUUCCAGAGAAGAGUUAGAAAAUAACAAUGAAUCUGAAACUGAAGCUCAAUCUAAUGAAAAUGGAGAGCUCCCUUGUGAACAUUGCGAUUUUUCCUUCAAAAGUGCAAAUGCUCUAAAAAGACACAAGAGGUGCCACUCUCAAGGUUGUACAACAUAUUCCUGCUCUCUGUGUUCUUACACUAGUUUAGACAAAAGUACUCUGAUCCGUCACCUUCGAACCCAUAAUGGAGAAAGACCAUUCCAGUGUGGUAUAUGCAAAUAUGCCUUCACCACUAAGGCAAAUUGUGAACGUCACGUCAGGAAACGUCAUAAGAAAGUGAAUAAGAUGGAGAUCCGAAGUGCUAUGCAAUACAAUCCUAAUAUGGCUGAAUUAAAAUCACCCAAAGAAAUUAACACGAAGAUGAGUGAUUCAGAAACAGUGUGUAAGUACUGUAGUGUAGAUUUUAAGUUCAACCGUGUCCUUAGACAUCACUUGAGAUCCCUACACAACAGCUGUAGUCGAAAACCGUUUUGCUGCACCGUCUGCCGUUUGGGUUUUUCAACAAAAAAUAACUGCAUUAGGCAUGUCUUGAAGCAACACCCAGAGAAGAAGGGAAGACUUGAUGAGGUAGUGUCGGCAAAUGUUACAAGUGACAUGUCUGACCAGGAAUCCAUUCAAUUAUCAGACAAAAGUCCACAGAAGGAAGAUUGUAGCCACCUAUCACAUGAGUCUCAGUCUGAAAUAGAUAAACCUUUAAACCUAACCCUGCAGCCAGAUCCUAUUUCUCAGACACAGAGUAGAACAGUAAGUACAGACCUCAGCAGCAUUGAUGAUGUUGUCACAGCUGCUAACAGUCUCGUCAUAUUAUCAAGCAUGACACCACCACAAGAAGAACCCUUGAAUUUAGCUUUACAAGCAUUAGAUCUUAGCCUGAAAACAAAUCAAAAACUGGAAACUCCAAAAAGAACAAAAUCAAAUAGCAUUUUUACCUCCAUAAUACCUAGUCCACAAAAGUUCCAUGUUUCACCUUCUCUUUUAUCUGAAUCUAAGAUUCAGACAGUGGAUAGAAUUCAGAGGUUGCCUAAAACAGCUGCUUCUCCUCAAGGCAUGGUUCCUUUAUCAAUAAAAACAUUAGUAGGAUCUGGAAUGCUGAGCCAAAAAGAUGUCUACAUGACCUUUAAGAUGGUGAAUGAUAAGUUGGCUCCACGUAACCAAAGGUCCUUUAUUUGUAUCUAUUGCUCUGCUGGUUUUACUUUAAAAUCAAACAUGGAACGUCACAUUAAAAGAAAACACCCUGAAUAUGCACGACCCACAAGAAGUAGAAACUUCAUUCCCAAUUUAACCCCAUCGGUGCAAAAACCUAGUGCACCUACUCUUUCUAGUAAGACAAGAGCUGCUCUUCGAGUUCUUGUUCUUGGAAAUAAAGCCCAUGAUUUGUCUAGUAGCCAGCAGGAAAACUGUCAAGAAGACUUUCCAGUGAACACCAAUGAUACGUCUAUUGGAAGUGAGGGUCAAGGACAAGAACUCAACUUAACCAUGUCUGAAGAAUCUCAUCAUUCCACUUCUUUUAAAACAGAUAGCGUUAACAACGAAAGGGAUGACUUUAAUGGUAAUAAUUCAAACUUGAGUAACGCUGAUUAUAAUAAAACAAAUGCGGACGAUUCAGAGACUUCUGCAGAUUUGGCUAGUGUUUCUGCUCUUAUUGAUACUGCCAAUUCUCAAGCAUUUCACCAAUAUUUAAUGGAUGUUCGAACAGACGAAAAACAAUCGUGCAACAGUUUUGACUCCAACAAAGAAAAGCCACACAUAGAAGAACAGAAUGUCUCGGAAGAAGAGACCACACCAUCUACUAGUACUAACACUGUUUCUAAGAAGAAAAGCUACUAUGUAGAUUCCCCAAACAGUGUUUCAUGUCCGUUUUGUUCCCGCAAGUUUCCUUGGACAAGUUCUCUACGUCGACACAUUUUAACGCAUACCGGACAAAAACCCUUUAAAUGCCCUCGAUGUCCAAUUUGGUUCACUACAAAGUCAAAUUGUGAGAGACACUUACUCCGUAAACAUGGUCGUAACAGUGAGAUUCAUUCACGAAGUGUUCCUGAAAGACCAUUUAAGUGCAAUAUUUGUCCUAGUAGCACCUUUUCUACGCCAGGAAAUUUACGAAAACAUUAUUAUCUAAAACACUGGACGAAAAAAGGCGGAAUUCUCAGUUCUCACUAUUCAGACUCAGAAUUGAUUAACCAUGAACGUUACGAAGAUCAUUCCGAUGCUAUUGAAGUAUAUGAAGACGAAGAAGGAGAUUCAAUUAAUCACAGUGAAAGAGAAACAGAUGAUUGUUCUGAUCCAGAUUCUAAACUUCAUAAAAACUUGAAUGGUAUGCACUGUCAGUGUUGUGAUAAAACUUUCCCUUCCCGUAAAGACCUUGAAGUCCACACUGGACAACAUUUGGAUCUACCUUACAAAUGUCAUCUUUGUGAGAAUUCUUAUGGCAAAAGACAAGGAUGCCUUGAUCAUCUACGACUAACUCAUAACUCUGAAUACCAGUUGUUAAUAAACAAGGGAGCUUUGGAACAGCAAGCUUCAGAACAAGGCGGUACGAUACCCUCUUCAGUAGACAUAAACACUGUAAAUAACAAUGAAGAUGAAGAAACUGAUUUGAAAAAUAAACAAAUGGGAUACAUUCAACGAAAAGUUAUUUGUGCUUUUUGUUUACGUCGUUUUUGGUCGACAGAAGACUUAAGACGUCAUAUGAGAACGCAUUCAGGUGAAAGGCCCUUUGCUUGUGACAUCUGCCACCGGAAGUUCUCUCUAAAACAUAGCAUGACUCGACAUCGUCGGAAACAUCAAGGUCAAGGCUCCUUGUCUCUUCACGACAGCACAGAUGAAGACUGCCCAUCACUGAACUUAAGUUUCAGAUCUAGAUCAAAAUUACGAAAAAAUCCAAGUCAAAAUUCCUUACUGUAUUUAUUGCCCCAAUCCAAAGGUUUGGGUUACUCUUCAAAAUGGAACAGUAACACAGUUUCAGAGGUACAGCAAGUAUCAUCUGUUAAAAAUAAAAAUUCUCAAGAAGUUUGCAGAGGAACGGAUGAUGAGAAUGCUUUAAUCCAAAAUCUCUUAGGAAUUCAUGAUUCGACAGUCAUUGACCAGAUGCUUGAUUCUGCCGAUUCUGCUGCUAAACUUCUCGGUGUUCAAGAAAUAUGACACACUGGUUCUGUUAACAUCCUCAUGAUUAUGGUGUAGAAAAUAAAGUCAACGUAUGACAUACCGAUUCUGUUAACAUCCUCAUGAUUAUAGUGUAGAAUAUAAAGUUAACGUUUUUAUACUCACGAUAUCAAAACUGAAUAUUGUUUUAAAUGGCAUCGUAACGGCGUCAAGGAAAGUUAUGUGAGGACUAUGCAGUGGUUUAAUAACCAAAUGUUGCAUGUGAAUUUUAAAUGUCAUCGUAACGGCGUCAAGGAAAGUUAUGUGAGGACUAUGCAGUGGUUUAAUAACCAAAUGUUGCAUGUGAAUUUUAAAUGUCAUCGUAACGGCGUCAAGGAAAGUUAUGUGAGGACUAUGCAGUGGUUUAAUAACCAAGUAUUGCAUGUGAAUUUUAUGUUUGGCUAUACAAUCACUUACAUUCUUCUCGUCAAGCUAUGUAAAAGUUCCUUGUAUGUUAAGAAGCCUCUGUUUCUCAGGAAGAAUUGUGAUGCAGUCGCAGAGUUAAUUUUGAGUUGACAAUUUCGUGCUAAUUAUUAUAUUCAUGUUCAUCUAUUUAUGCGCAGGUUCAUUUGAAAAAUCAUCAUUGGUACAGAGUGGUUGGGUUGGACCAAUUGUUGUUUGCCCUAUAUUUAAUAUUGAUAUUUGUAUAACGUAUAGAUUUAGAGUAGUUAUAAUUAUUUCUUUUAAUUUGGUUUGUGACUGUACUGCUGAAAAUAGUAUAAAUAACUGUUUCACGGCGUAUACAUUUGUAAAGGAUCACGCAUAAAGUAUUGGAAACGAGUAAAGUAUCACAUAUAAAGCAUCGAGAACGAGUAAAGGAUCACAUAUAAAGUAUCGAGAACGAGUAAAGUAUCACAUAUAAAGUAUCGAGAACGAGUAAAGUAUCACAUAUAAAGUAUCGAGAGCGAGUGAAGGAUCACAUAUAAAGUAUCGAGAACGAGUAAAGUAUCACAUAUAAAGUAUUGAAAACGAGUAAAGUAUCAUGUAUAAAGUAUUGAGAACGAGUAAAGGAUCACGUAUAAAGUAUCGAGAACGAGUAAAUGAUCACGUAUAAAGUAUUUAGAACGAGUAAAGUAUCACAUAUAAAGUAUUGAAAACGAGUAAAGUAUUACGUAAAAGUAUUGAAAAUGAGUAAAGUAUCACGUAUAAAGUAUCGAGAACGAGUAAAGUAUCACAUAUAAAGUAUCGAGAACGAGUAAAGUAUCACAUAUAAAGUAUUGAAAACGAGUAAAGUAUCACGUAUAAAGUAUCGAGAACGAGUAAAGUAUCACAUGUAAAGUAUUGAAAACGAGUAAAGUAUCACGUAUAAAGUAUUGAAAACGAGUAAAGUAUCACAUAUAAAGUAUUGAAAACGAGUAAAGUAUCACAUAUAAAGUAUUGAAAACGAGUAAAGUAUCACAUAUAAAGUAUUGAGAACGAGUAAAGGAUCACGUAUAAAGUAUCGAGAACGAGUAAAUGAUCACGUAUAAAGUAUUUAGAACGAGUAAAUGAUCACGUAUAAAGUAUUUAGAACGAGUAAAUGAUCACGUAUAAAGUAUUUAGAACGAGUAAAUGAUCACGUAUAAAGUAUUUAGAACGAGUAAAGUAUCACAUAUAAAGUAUCACGUAUAAAGUAUUGAGAACGAGUAAAGUAUCACAUAUAAAGUAUCACGUAUAAAGUAUUUAGAACGAGUAAAUGAUCACGUAUAAAGUAUUUAGAACGACUGAUAAUUAUACUCGCAGUAUGUACAUUUCGAAGUGUUUACAAAUCUGAUAAAGAAAUAAUGAAAGAAAAUGGUAAGAGGUAAGAAAUACCACUAAGAAAAUAGAUAUUAAUAAUUCUAUUAUAUGUAAAUAUAGAAUCAUUCCAGUGGCGAAAAUGCCAAAGUGAUACUUCAUUUACGAUACUGUUUUUAUUAUACACUAUCAUAAAGUCAUAGCACGUUGCAAAAAAUAUACUUUUUUUUGACAUUAUAGUUGAGUAAUAGUGUAGAAAAAUAAAUCACAUUUUGCUAUAUAUAUAUUUAUCUAGAAUAAUAGCAGUCCAACAAUUUUCAGGGAUAAACAGUGUAUGGUAUCGAGUUCCAAAGUUAACGCUGUUUCUAUUGUCUCAAAGUGGUAUAUCAUCCAGAGUGAGUCAUAGAGACAUGCUUAUUAAGUGACCAGAUUUAAAGUGAAUGUAUUGUGCUACGUCAACUGUCUCUGUGUACCAGCUUAAUGACUGUGACACAUGACUCAGUAUUACAUAAAAACUAAUAAAAUACUUCUCAAAGAGUUAUCUAUGCUCAUAAAAAAAUUUAAUUCCAUAACAUUCCGUCAAAGUAAAAACAAAGAACUUCUAAUGUUUUGUUAAAACUGCUCGUACUGUAGUUAUAUGAUUUAACCUUCUUGAGCUUUUUUAAACUUUAUAUGGUUGACUUUAUAAAGGAUUAAAUAUAUAUUAUUCGUAUAAAUUAUUAUUUUAAAGAACAAAAUGUAUAUUGCAGGACAUUAGUUUAAAGCCAGAUUCUGUGUGCUUUUAGAUGCCGUCCAAAUGUUUGAUUGGUUUUCAGUAGUGAAUUAAUCACUCGUAAUGUUCGAGCGGUUACUUCAUAAUAGCUAUGACUAUUUAACGUUAAUGAACAUUUAGCAGUUUUGUGAUAACUUCAGUAAUAUUAGGUGUAACCAAUUUUUAGUUUCACUUAUAUAUUAUGCACUGUCUUUAUAUAGGUAUUUAAUUUCAAAAUGUAAUGCUCUAAGCUAGGACAUGAAAAUAAAUAUUCUGUAUCCUGAAAAGAUUUUAAAGGGAGAAACAAUAUAAUUUUAAAAUAAAUAAAUAAUAAGAAGAAAUACUUCACUAUAUAUAUCUGUGUGUGUGUGUACAUGCUUUCAGGUGACAAUCAUAUCUUUUUUGGGUAUUUCUUGUGUUUAGAAUUUAAAAUCAUAUAUCUACUAUGCAGACUUCUCAUUGAGCUGUCAUGGUCAUAAACUAAAUAUUUCUGAAAUUUCAAAGAGACCAUGAUUUUUAAUUUUUUUAGAAUUUAAAAUACACGUCUUUUUAUAUUAAAAAUAAAAGGGAUUGUAUGGUUUUUUUUCAAAUGUGAAUUCAGAUGGAAUUUGUUAGCAAUUUAUUUAAAAAGUCGUUUUAAAACUGAUUUUUAUUUAUUGUUAAAUAAUGAUAUUAUAAUGGCCAAGUACCAUAAAUAUACAAGAUUUCUAACAUUGUUGGUCUUAGCAAGGUUGAUGUUUUCAUUUGCCAUCAUGCUUGUAGAUUUAUUUUUGGAAUCAGAUUGCUGUUGAUCAAUAUUUGUGGAUGAUAUUCUCUGUAGUUUAUGACUAUAUGGAAAUUAUAUAUUUCUCAUUCCAUCUGUUCAUCAUUAUCAGUUUUAAACUUGACGUCAUAUUAUUAUGAUGUUGUGAUUUUAGUAUUAGCUUAUAGUCGGAAGAUGGGUACUGUACAGGAAUAUACAGAUUUGUGUAUUCUAAGUUAUUGAUAACGAUUCUACUGUUUAAAACAGGGGAUUGCUGCAGUAAAACGUAGAACAGUUAAACUAUUAAUAGACUAGUUAGUGCCUUAGUGAUUGCAAGAUCUUUAAGAAGAAAAUUAGCAUCAUUAAUUGUAAUCGUUUUUGUACUCGCUCUUUCUUUUUCGCAUACCGUCCACCGUAUCUUUUAAAUUAUCUUUCAAGAACUAUUUUCGGUUGGGUGUAUAAACAAGCCUUGUUUCUUUUUUCAAAGUAGAAAAACAUUUUGUGCCUUCGUUUAUUCUAUGUAAGGUUUCGAAAACAGUUGUUCUUCAACUUUAUGAUAAUAUAAAAUGUAUGGAGUUACUCCUAUCGAAUGAACCUGAAAUACUAAAAAGUAAAACAUUAUAUUUGGCAAUUGCAUUUUAAAAAUCUUGGUGAAACUCUUAAAGUUUGUCAUAUUUCAAAAUAAAAUAUCAUUGAAAGAUGGGUUCUUCACGCUUUUCUUUAUAGUGAAUCUUUUAGAUAGACAGAACUGCUUUUUUUUCAUAAUUUACAAUGCAAAGAAAGUGAUUAAAACAUACAGUUGGGAUUUAAAUCGCUAUUUCCAGUUUAUAAAAAUUUAGGUAAUACGGAGAACUCACCAACUUUUUAGAUAAAAUGAGUAACAGAGGUUUAAAUUGUUAUCGCACUACAUUUCAUCUCUAGAGUUGAAAACUUCUCGCGUAGGGUUGAAAUGUUGAAGCUGUUUUUAUGUCAUUUAAAAGAAAGUAGUAACGGCUCUUUUUCUUAGUAGCUUUAGACAGUUUCAAACUAAAUACGAACUAAAACUGUUAUUACCGUUUCUAACUCGUUGCUGACAUAAUUCGCUUGAAUAUGUUGCUUAUUUUUUAGUAUCAACUUAUAAAAUAUAUUUUAUGAAUGUUAAUAUGCCAAGUUUCCAUUAAUAUCAACGAACUAAUAAAGUUGCAUUUGUGAAUAUAAGAUUUUUACACAAGAUAUGAAUCUACAGAUUAAAGUAGCACUAGUUUGUUUUUCUGGAGUAACAGGAAGUCGUCGUAUUUGUUAUAUACUAAGAGAAGCUAGUCGAAAGAUCUCGACCUGUCUUGACUAUUUUAGUGUGUUUAAUAACCCCAAUACCUGAGCAAUACCCAUAGUUAAAUGGAAAAUGUCAAUUUCUUUGAUUGAAUUCAAACUACUGUAUUUGUAGAAUUAUGCCAUGACAUGCCUUCGAAAUGUCCAGUUAUCAAAUGACCAUUUGAACUUAAUUGUAUAUUUGUGACUGAUUAUGCACUCUAAUAAAAUCGAUUUUCACCAAUAA